ACCAAGCCGAUGCGCUGCGCGCCUGCGGGAGUGCGGGGGGCCGUUGUUUGCCCUGUAGGCGCUCCGCUCCUCGACGAGCCUGCUCCGUGCCCGUGGAAGAGCUCGCCCAAACCGGCCACCACCCUUUUGCUACCAACUCUAUUUUUUUAACUAAUCGUCGUCGGCCGGUCAGUGGUUUCCAGGCAAGCACUUCACUUUGCCCUGCUCGCGGCUGCUCUAUGCUUUCCACGGACACCAUCAUUUGAUCGCUCCCAUGUCCGCCACUCUGCCAACUUUCUCGAAAAUCUACCGCCACUUUCCGCGCUAUAUAUUUGCUUUGUCAUUCACUUUGUUCGUUGGAUCGUCGGACGAGUUGGAAGCUCGAUCGAUGAUGAUGGCCGGGCUGCAGAGGUCGGCGCAGACCUUCAGGAGGUCGGGCUCGUCGGGGCUGGUCUGGGACGAGCGCUUCCUCACCCAGGAGGACGACGCCGGGCGCCGCCGCCAGCCGCAGCAGCCGGAGCUGCGGCACUCGAGGAGCGUCGGCAGCGUCGCCAUGCUGCCGCGGCGCGGCGGCGGCGGCGGCAAGGUGGUGGAUGUGGAUCGCGACGACAAGAAGAGGAAGCUGCCGGUGCUGGCCAGGCCGAAUCACAGCAAGGCCAAGGACAGCCACCACCGGAAGCAGCAGGAGCUGGUGGUGGUGCCUGGCACAGGCAGCAGGAAGCCGUUCCGGACGGCGAGGGACGUGGCCCCGAACAACGCCGAGCCGCCGUCGCCGAGGGUGCCCGUCGGCUGCUGCGCGCCCUGCGCCAUCUUCAGGGACGCCGGCGCCGGCGCCGGUGGUGGCUCGUCGUCGUCGUUGCCGCGGCGGGCCAAGAAGCGGUAGGAAGAUCACCAUGUUUUUUUUUCUUCAUUCACGAUCGUCGAAUCCUCUGGACACGAGAAGUGUAACGGAGCGAGCGGUUAUUACGUGCGAUUUCAGGCCCAUAAAUCUCUCUCUGAUUCUGAAUAAAUUUUUACGUUGUGAUGAAUAAUCUGUUCAACCAGGCCCCGAUCGAGGGACUUACCGAACGUUGCUUUUCAUGCCUGGCAUACUUUUGAACCACAGGUGUUUGGUUGUACUAUAGUAUUUUGUUUUGACAAUUAAUAUUUAAUUAUGAACUAA
Molecule: messenger RNA, 1141 nt
Organism: Sorghum bicolor (sorghum)
Lineage: Eukaryota; Viridiplantae; Streptophyta; Magnoliopsida; Poales; Poaceae
Exons: 1
Coding region: 254-862 (202 amino acids)
Source: RefSeq, a predicted model, not a curated record